AUGCCAGGCGCAAAAUAUGAACAGCUGUCCUUAAAAUCUGAUGCCGAUGAAGAUGUGUUUACAAGUAAACCGAAAGGAAAAUGGUCUGAUGUAUGCUUUCAAAAAGGCCUAUUAUCGUUAGGCUUGAUUUUAUUAUAUUUUUCGUUAUCUAUUGGACUUACAUUCUACCAGAGAUGGCUCCUGAAGGAUUUUCACUAUCCCUUAACUGUAGUGAUGUAUCACUUAAUAGUAAAGUGGAUGCUGUCAGUUUUGGUGCGGAUGAUUUUGUUUAUUAUUACUGGGACCCCUCAACUAAUGCUGUCUUUCAUGACAUGCUUGAGAUCAGUGGCACCUACAGGUCUUGCGAGUGGAAUAGAUGUUGGAUUUUCUAACUGGGGCCUUGAACUUGUUACUAUAUCUCUCUAUACUAUGACAAAAUCUACAACAAUUAUAUUUAUUCUUGGAUUCGCCAUUCUCUUAGGUCUUGAGAAAAAGUCGUGGUCGCUCGUUGGGAUAGUGUUGAUGAUAUCAGCUGGCCUAAUAAUGUUCACGUAUAAAGCAACUCAGUUCGACCUUCUUGGAUUUAACUUCUUACUGCUCGCUUCCUUCGCUGCCGGCCUUCGUUGGACAUUCGCACAACUACUAAUGCAAAAAUAUAAGCUGGGUCUACACAAUCCUGUGGACAUGGUGUUCCAUGUACAGCCUUGGAUGUUCCUCUCGCUUCUGCCUUUUACUGUUAUGUUUGAAGGUUUCAAGUGUGUUGAUUACAUGCUGAAACUCCCACCAGAAGAGUUAUUGCCGACAUUUCUUAAAGUGUCAGUCGGGGCGACAAUAGCAUUUGCUAUGGAAAUUAGCGAAUUUCUCGUUGUCACGUACACUUCUAGUCUUACCUUGUCCAUUGCGGGUAUAUUUAAGGAAAUGUGCAUUCUAGUCUUAGCCGUGGAGGUAAGUGGUGAUCAAUUGAGCCCCAUAAAUGUGGUAGGACUGGGCUUAUGCCUAUUAGGUAUUAUCGGGCACAUUAUACACAAGGUUUUAUUCAUAAAAUCUGUUACGGGGAAUGUUCGCGGCAUUGAUUUCAACGACAUGGGCGUUCGGGAACGUAAGAGAGUGCAGAAGCCUAAAGAAGAAAUCCACGAGCCCUUGCUAGAGGAUAACAACAAGUGGCAAGCAAGCGAAGACAGCGAUUUUGAUUCUAACGUCGUUCUUUUCGAAGUCUUGCAACGACGGGAUGGCCGA
This is a messenger RNA of Brenthis ino (lesser marbled fritillary), 1215 nucleotides long. Lineage: Eukaryota; Metazoa; Arthropoda; Insecta; Lepidoptera; Nymphalidae. The record is from the annotation of a GenBank genome assembly.